Molecule: messenger RNA, 738 nt
Organism: Archocentrus centrarchus (flier cichlid)
Lineage: Eukaryota; Metazoa; Chordata; Actinopteri; Cichliformes; Cichlidae
Product: E3 ubiquitin-protein ligase TRIM21-like
Exons: 2
Coding region: 1-738 (245 amino acids)
Molecular function (GO): protein binding
Source: RefSeq, a predicted model, not a curated record
AUGCUCAGCUCGGCCGCCGUCACGGGUGCUGGCUGCAAUGAGCCUUUGAGCUGUCAGCUGGCUAUCAGCUGGUACCCGGAGCCAAUUGCCAGUCGCCAGAUGGAGUGCCAAACCCUCGGGGUGGCUGUAGCUCACUGGAGGAGACACUCAAGAAAGAAGAAGCUGUUUGAGGCCAAAGAGCUGAAGUGGGUCCAGCAGUAUGCAGUGGAUGUGACUCUUGAUCCUGAUACAGUGCAUCCUAAUCUCAUCCUGUCUGAUUAUGGAAAACAAGUAAAUCACAGUGACCUGAGGAAGAGUCUUCCAGAUAACCCAGAGAGAUUUACACUUUAUUGUAAUGUUUUAGGAAAGCAGAAUUUCUUUUCAGGCAGAUUUUACUUUGAGGUUCAGGUUAAAGGAAAAUCUAAAUGGGAUUUAGGAGUGGCCAAAGAGUCGAUCGACAGGAAAGGAAAAAUCAUACUGAGCCCUAAGAAUGGUUUCUGGAGUGUAGCACUGAGAAAUGGAAAUGAGUACAGAGCUCUUACUGGUUCUCCAUUCCCCCUCUCUCUUCAGUCUGCACCUGAGAAGGUAGGGGUGUUUGUGGAUUAUGAGGAGGGUCAGGUCUCCUUUCAUGAUGUAGAUACUGCUUCUCUCAUCUACUCCUUCACUGAAUGCUCCUUCACUCAGAAACUCUACCCAUACUUCAGUUCCUGUGAUAAUGAUGAUGGUAAAAACUCUGCACCUCUGAUCAUCUGUCCUUAG